GUCUCUUUCUCCCCCCAUCUGCCAAACAUUCGCUAACCUUCCUCAUCUCUCUCAUGUCUCCUCCCAUGGUUUACUGCUACGUUCCCAAACCGGAGUUCCUCCUCCAACGCGCCAUAGACAAGAAUCUUGCUAAAUUCACUCCUGGUGAGCCUGGAGACGCCUUGGAGGAGGCGAUGGCUAGAGAGGAAGCCGUCUAUGACAUCCUAAAGGAAGUCGGUCUUGAGGACAUCGGUGGAAUGGAAUUCGUGAAGGUCGAAGAACGUUGCUACAUGACGAUAGCUCUGGGCCACAAUUAUAGUGUUGAUGGCGUGAAGGUUACCCGUGACGGUAUUGAACGUAUCAAGAAGGUCCUUGAAACAACUUACGAUCCAAUCUGGCUGCCAAUCGACCUGAGUUGAGACCUCGAAUCACUACUUGUAAUACUUCAUACUCAUUGUCGGUUUUGGUGGGGGAUGUCUCGAACAUUGUAAUCCGUCUGUAUUGCGCAGGCUAAGAGUAUGCUGAUUUCGAUUGGGUUUCUCACUUACCACUUCACUUUAGCCCUAAUGCUUAACUAUUCUGAGACUUCUCUGUAUCAGCAUCAUUUUGUUUCUUGUUUGAUUCUGUAUUGAAGAAUUGUUUCACUAUUGAUGCUGCAUUGAGGACGUC
Somion occarium is the source of this 648-nucleotide messenger RNA. The record is from the annotation of a GenBank genome assembly. NCBI's taxonomy places the organism in Eukaryota, Fungi, Basidiomycota, Agaricomycetes, Polyporales, Cerrenaceae.